AUGACGCAAACUAGCUUUAAUAUCUCUGUGCAUGAUGGAAACAACUUAUCUUUUAAACAAAUUUUCAUCUUUAUAAUAAACCUCAUUGAUGAUAAACCCCAUUUCUUAAACACCGAGACGUCUUUCACAUUAAACGAAGAGUUGAGUCCUGGUCAUGUUGUGGCAAACAUCAGUGCUGUUGUUCCAGAUGAUUCUCUCUACGCCGGCUUCAUCUUUUAUUCGAUCAGCACAAACAACUAUUUGGCCACACAGAAGUAUACAGGCUUAGUCACCAUUGUUACCAGGAUGGACAUGGACUCUUCACCACUAAGGGAAAAUCCCAUCAUAAACGCGAUAGUUACAGCCGGCAUUAGUCCUCCUGGUCUUCUACUAUCCAAUAGCAUCAGCAGGGCCGUGCACAGACCUUUUGAGGGGCAUACAUCCGGGUCCAAACCUCUCAAAAUUUUCUCUCUGCUCAUUAUAAACAAAAACGUGGACUUUGAAGACCCCAAUAACUUCUAUGGAAACAAAGAAUACAGACUUCUUAUAGUGGCUGUGGAUUCAAAUGACACAUCGCUGAGAGGUGGCGCUGUGAUCGGCUCAGUCAUUGCCACAGAUCGGGAUCUGCCUCCAACAAACCUCAUCUACUCCAUAAUCUCUGGUGGAGGAACCGGAACGCUGAGACGUAUUUUCCAUCUGGACCCUUUAACCGGUCAAAUCACCCUCCUGACAAACCCUGAAUAUGAGGACACACAAACACACACGCUGGUCAUCAGAGCGACUGAUUGGGAUCCUGUUAGACCUCAAUCUGCUACCACUACGGUCACUAUCAACAUCACUGAGGCAAAUGAUGAACCUCCUUUAUGUUGGCCCAAUAAGACCAAUCUAGUGGUGACCCCUGAUCUUCAGGUUGGAUCAAACGUUCAGGGUUUUAUCCUUUACUGCACAGACAAAGAUUCCCCUCCUACUUCAUUCAUCUACAUAAUCUCAGGUUCCACCAAUGUAAACAAUCAUUUCGGCUUCUCCCCGAGUGCCGGAUCCAACACGACACGUUUGAUUCUGAGGGAGCCGUUCGAUUACGGUAGUGGACUGGACAGACUGUGGAGAUACAGUUUAACCGUACUCAUCUCUGAUGCUAACAUCAGAACCGAUGCCGGAGCUUCGACCCAGACCGGCACCAUUGUUAUUAACAUCCACGUGAUGGAUCCUGAUCUCACUACCACCAUCACCACAACCACACCAAGAAUCACAUACAUCAGAGUAGACCUGAACACAUUUGAUGUUGAAGACUGGUACGUGUGGUUCAUUAUCACUUUGUGUGCGCUCCUCAUGCUCGGCAUUCUGGGAUACAUGCUGUACAGAUGCUGUGAAUACAUCUCCAACACUGAGUUUAGAUGCUGCGAGUCCAAACUCAUCGGCGAUGAAGAGCAACUCUUUCAAGAUGAAGCUUCACCAAAGAAGGAAAUAUUACUGGAAGUGACUCAGAUCAACCCUGUGUUUGAUGGAGAGGACGUUGAUCCAGUGACGAAGAGGGUUUAUGAGUACAACAGCAAGUCUGGUGCCCGGCGAUGGAAGGAUGCUGUCAUUGUGUCCGAGCCUCCGCUGUGCCAACCAGAGAGCAGCACAUUGGUCAUCUUUAGGAGACCCAUUGACCAUGAGCCUAAACGGCCAUUUGGGGUGACAGCUGACUCCGACCAAUCACACGGAGGAAUGAUCCGAAAUAACAAUCAUGGCCUGUCAAUCAUAAGCAGAGAUAGAGAUGGUGGCUCAUUCAAAGAUAAACUUCAGUUUCACAAGACUGUGAGAGAUAUGUCAGAGGUUUAAAGUCUCUCUCUAAACAAUUAAUCAAAGACAUUUUCGAAGGUGCACAAAGUAAUGUGUGCGUUAACGGUGGCCGGUUACUUUUUAUUCGUGGGUGCAUUAAACUUGUAUUUAGACCGUCAUGUGUGUGGAUCGUCAUGUCAAAAUACGUGCCUGCUGCAAACGCUUUGAAAGGGUUUAUGAUAAAAGAGAUGAAGCAUCUUCGAUGACUGACUGGAAAUAUAGCCAAUUAGGAAUCUGAUAACAAAAACAACAAUAAAUACUAGAUCAGUAAGGCUGACAUUUGCAUGUAAUUGC
Molecule: messenger RNA, 2097 nt
Organism: Paramisgurnus dabryanus
Lineage: Eukaryota; Metazoa; Chordata; Actinopteri; Cypriniformes; Cobitidae
Source: RefSeq, a predicted model, not a curated record